Molecule: messenger RNA, 2557 nt
Organism: Rotaria sordida
Lineage: Eukaryota; Metazoa; Rotifera; Eurotatoria; Philodinida; Philodinidae
Source: the annotation of a GenBank genome assembly
AUGGAACCAUUACACCAAUUUUGUCAAGCAUGGUAUGGAUUAAAAUUAAAUGAUGUACAACUUGAUUGUACUCACAUUAAAAUAGAUCGUACACAAUCUAGUGAACAAUUUUCUAAAUCAAGAAAAUUAGCAUUUUUCUUAUUGAAUCGAUCAACAGAUAAUAGUAGUUUCGAAAUACUUGGUUGUUUACAUACAUUAGCUAAAUUUCAAAACAACAUUAUAAAUUUCUACAAACAUAUAACUAAUCCACAAGUACCAUACGAUGAUACUGAACGAAAACAACCAGAAAUUGAAAUACAAAAAAUUACUAAAGAACAUUUAUUAGUAAUAUCACCUGAAAUAAUUGAUACGAUAUUAAGAGAAGAAAAUGGUUAUAUUAUUAAUUAUGAAUAUGGUAAAACAAAAGAAGUAAUUUAUGAUUAUGAUGAAAUUGAAACUAGAUUAUGUAAUAGAAUAAAUCGUAUACGAUCGAUUGAUACGGAAAAUUUCAAUUAUUUUAAUUAUCAAUUUGAAUUGUACCAUCAAGAAGUAUCAUUAUUCAAUGAUAUACGACGAAACAUAAAACAGGAGCAAAUGUCAACCGAUGAAAAAACGAAACUUCAACAACUCUUAAAGAAUACAAAAAUGAACGAUGUACGACAGUUUUUAGGUUCAUUAGAUUAUGUAUUCACAUAUUUUUUUUUAAUGAUACGGCGACCACCGAGAUCUACACUAAAGGAAUCUGUUAAAGUUUUAAUACACAAUACUUCUCGUUUACAUUCAUACAUUCUCAAUGAACAGCAACCAUUUGGUAGUAUUCAAGUAAAAUAUGUUAUAAAUUUAUAUGAGCUCAUUAAAGAAUUAGUAUUCGAUGAAAUAAUGAAAAAUUAUGCUAAACAAGGAUUAACUACAGAUGGGGUUUGGGCUGAUGGUGCUACUUUCGAAGGUUAUGGCCAUUUUACUGAUUUUUCGGCCUAUGGUAAGGUAUUUACAAAAAAAUCGGAUAACGAAAUUUUGACCUGAUAUUUUGCCCAUAUGUAGACCGCAUGGCCCUUAUUAAGCGCUACAAGUUUGAGUGAAACAAGGUGUUUUUUUCUCGAGAUAAUGAAUUUGUAAGAAAUACCCACAUUUCACAGAGAGCUCAGAAAAAUUGAGUUUUCUUGGACAUCCAUUAUCUCAAGAACGAAACAUCAUUUUUCGCUGAAACUUUUAGCAUAUACUAAGAACCAUGAGGCCUACAUAUGGGCAAAAUUUCAGAUCAAAAUUUCGUCAUCCAAUUUUUUUGUAAAUAUCUUGGCAUAGGCCGAAAAAUCAGUAAAAUGGUCAUAGCCUCUGAAGGAAGCACCAUCAGCCCAAACUCUCUUAAGAUUCUUCUUAGAAUAAUGAUCCCGGCAUAUAGACAAAAUAUCAUUGAAAACGGCAUGGAUCAGAUAGGGAUCUUCUCUCGUAAGAAGAACUUUAAAAAAUCUAUUCCUAACAAUUCCUAUUCUUACAGGAAAACAUACAUAUGACCUAUUUUCAAAAAAAACGAGUUGCCCAGAACCUUUUUGACGGUUCUGACGCUGGAUACUACCCGAAAUCAUCAAAAUGGUUCUGACUGAAAAGAGGUUCCACAAAAAAGGAACAAAAUCAUUUAUGAUUUUUUAAUAAAAAUGGUUCAGUCCUACGGAUAAAGUGUGGCAUUAGUCAAACCUAUCCCUUAUCUCUAUAGAGCAUAAAUAAAAAAGGUUUUCUCCGAAUCCUAUAAAGGGUUUCCGGGUUUGUCACUAUAUGAAACUCUUUAUAGGUUUCCGAGAAUGGUUUUCAAGCUCUCAUAAACCGUCAAAACCAAUCGAAAAAGCUCAUGAUCUCCGAAACCUAGCCACAAAACGAUUCACUAAUCAAUAUCUGUCGCCUUCUUCUAAUCGCCUAUUCUAAGCUCUAAUCUGGAUCCUUAUUCUAUCCCCAUAUUCUAACUCCUAAUCUAACCUCUUAAUUUAUAUCUGUCACCUUAUUCUAACCGCUUCAUCUAUCCCCUUAUUCUAUCCCUAAAUCUAACCUCUUAUUCUAACCCCUUGCUCUGAAUCCUUAAUCUAUGUGUACCUCCUUAUUCUAAUACCCUUAUUCUAUCCCUUAACCUAACCACUCACUCUAAAUCAUUAAUCUAUUUCUAUCUCGUUAUUCUAACCCCCCUAACUCUAUCUCUUAAUCCAACCUUCAUCUAACUCCUUACUUUAACCCCUACUCUAACUUCUUAAUCUAUAUCUAUCCUCUAACUCUAAUCCCUUGAUCUGACCCCUUAACCUAACCCCUUAUCUAACUCCUUAUUCUAAACCCUAAUCCAACUUCUUAAUAUAUAUCUAUCCUCUCAUUCUAUACUCUAAAAAGAAUCGGUUUUUUACCGAACCCUUCAGAAAGGUUUCGGAGAUGUCCAAAGGUAUCCAAAGAUGUAUAAAGGCUUAAAAAACGAUUCUUUAGGUGUACGAAAUGUUUAAAGGUUCUUCCCGUGUAUCCGCGGGAAGAACCAUCUCUUGCGAAACCUUUUUUUUGAGUUCCGUACGGCUGAAAAAGGUUUCGUAUGUCCCUAAGAAACCUUUUU